AUGAGCGAUUGGAUCUCUGCGACGAAGUGUAGCACGAGAGCCGCCGCACACGCGAGUGACUUCAUCGCCAGUCGCCUCCGUCUGCACAAUGACGCGAAUGCCCCGCGCGUGCGGCGGCUAUGCGUGUCGUGAGCAUCUAUUAUUCAUCGUGCCUGCUACGAUUCCUCACCUCUGCCUGGAGUUCAUGCUCUGCAAUAAAAUUCACUUGAGCCCGAGGCCUUCACCAUGACUGAUUCACAGGAGGUAAACCGUCCUGUACGGAGCAAAUACUAUGUCCCACUCGAAAACAACCCGGAGGUCAUGAGCAGCCUCCUCCAUAAGCUCGGCCUCUCACCCUCGCUACAAUUUCACGACGUCUACAGCAUCGACGACCCAGAUCUCCUCGCCUUCAUCCCCCGUCCGGCCCACACUCUGCUCCUCGUCUUUCCCACCUCCGCUACACACACAAAAUUCUGCGCAGAGGAAGAUGCUUCCCGGGAGGAAUAUUCCGGGUCUGGCGAUCUGGAACCCGUGAUAUGGUACAAACAGACGAUCGGGAAUGCAUGCGGGCUAUACGGACUCCUGCACGGAGUUUCCAACGGCGCCGCGAGAAACCAGAUCAUCCCCGACAGCGCCUUGGAUAAAUUGAUCGUCAAAGCGACACCACUAGCACCCAAGGAACGGGCCUUGGCUGUGGAAGAUUCAUCGGAGCUGGAAAAUGCUCAUGCUUCGGCCGCCGCUACUGGGGACACCAGUGCGCCGGAAGCGAGCGAUGACGUUGACCUACAUUAUGUUUGUUUCGUGAAGAGCGAGAAGGACGGACACUUGUGGGAGAUGGAUGGGACACGGAAGGGCCCGCUGGAUCGGGGCGCGUUGGAUGCUGAUGAGGAUAUGCUGAGCGCGAAGGCACUGGACUUGGGCGUGCGGGCGUUCUUACGGCGAGAAGAAAAGGCUGGUGGAGGGGAGCUGAGAUUCAGCCUGAUAGCACUCGCAGAGGCUUUGGACUGAGGCAUACUCGGGAAGGCGCAUUCGAGGUUGAAUGGAUAGUAUCAAUGGAGCGAGCCAGCAUAAUUAGACGUUUGCAUCAUGUACGUGCUUC
This is a messenger RNA of Dissoconium aciculare CBS 342.82, 1078 nucleotides long. Its product is annotated as cysteine proteinase. Gene Ontology annotation, molecular function: cysteine-type deubiquitinase activity. Bases 226 to 987 code for a protein of 253 amino acids. Gene Ontology annotation, cellular component: cytoplasm. The record is from RefSeq and is a predicted model, not a curated record. Lineage: Eukaryota; Fungi; Ascomycota; Dothideomycetes; Mycosphaerellales; Dissoconiaceae. The transcript has 2 exons. Gene Ontology annotation, biological process: ubiquitin-dependent protein catabolic process; protein deubiquitination.